Messenger RNA from Gigantopelta aegis, 5640 nucleotides. RefSeq names its product kelch repeat and BTB domain-containing protein 12-like. The record is from RefSeq and is a predicted model, not a curated record. Gene Ontology annotation, molecular function: protein binding. Lineage: Eukaryota; Metazoa; Mollusca; Gastropoda; Neomphalida; Peltospiridae. The coding region runs from base 125 to 1732 and encodes 535 amino acids. The transcript is spliced from 2 exons.
GAACAUCCCUAGCAACCUGGUCACGCUAUUGUGAUCGACAUUUCUAACAACUGGGACACAAGUCUCGUGACGGCCAUUCUGUCAGGUGUUCUUUCUCUGUGCGUUGAAGAUUCAUUUGUCUUAUAUGAUGGAGAACGCUCAAGCACAACUCCUCGCAAACAUCCAUGAAGAGAUUGCAAAAGGUGCUUUCACUGACAUACAAAUUAUAUGUAAAGACGGAACAACGACCGGAAGCCGUAUCGUACUGGCGGCGAUGUCAUCAUAUUUCCGGGCCAUGUUCUGUUCUGAUAUGGCAGAGAGUCAGACGGGCGUCUUGAACCUUCCCACGGUGUCUUUGUCGGUGUUGCAAGCUAUCGUCAAAAUGUGUUUGUGUGGACUUAAUCUAGUGAGUGAAAACAACUGUGUGGAGGUAUUGGAUGCUGCUGAAAUGAUGCAGCUUGAACACAUCAAAGCCAUCUGUGACAUAUUCCUGAAGGAAAGUCUCACACUGACAGCUGAAAACUGUUUAAAUUGGUGGAGACUUUCUAAACUUUACAAUUUCCACGAUGUGUCCAACCGAUCAUUUUCCUGUUUGGCUGACGAGUUUGAUGAUUUUGUUGAAACAGAAAACGUUGUUCAGCUGUCAAAGGAAGAACUUCUGGAAAUAAUUUCAAAAGAAGAGAUGGAAUGUACAGAAGACAUCAUUCUGAAAGGCGCCAUGAAGUGGAUUGAGUAUAAUAACCCGGAUCAAGAUGAUGUCAAACUGAUUUUUGAAAACGUACAUCUCGAAAUUGUUGAUUCACAGUUUCUGAUUGAUGAAGUGCUGUUUUCAGAUAUUGUUUGUAAAACCAAAUCUGUCCAAGAAAUGAUAGAAAAAGAGUUACAUUCACAUCGACAAGUUACAGCUAGUUCACGGGUCAAUCUCAAGAUACCUGACGUUUUUGUUCUCCAACAUAACCAGACGUCACUACUGUCUUGUUUCACGUCAGACAACAAGUGGGAAGACGUCCCACCAGCCCCAGUAGAUCCUGGAUCUUUGUAUUCAGCAGCAGUUUUGAACGACAAGAUCUAUAUCACUGGUGGUUAUAACAAGAAGAAAUGUACAUUGAUAUAUAACACCGCGAGAAAAGUGUGGAUAGUUGGUCCAGACCUCACACAUGAACACUACUGUCACUGUAUGGCCACAGCUAACUAUAAAAUGUACUCGAUAGGUGGUUACUAUAGCAACACAAUAGAGGAAUUGAGCGAGAGUGAGACACACUGGCAGGUUGUUGGAGAUUUGAGAUCGAGCCGAUAUUAUGCUUUCCCUGUUACAGUUGGUGAGAACAUUCUCGUUAUGGGAGGAAACACAAACUCAGCCGGAUCAAAUGUUAUCCAGUGUUUUAACACCACAACUCACAGCGUCAGUCAGCUGAACACAAAGUUACCUUGUAGGUCUGAGUUACUGAGAGGCUCUGUUCACCUCCCAGAUGUUUAUCUGUUAGACUACGACGGUCACGUGAUGCACCUCCAGGUCACCAACACAGAUGGAGAAAUCAAGAUUCAGGUUAAAUCCACAAAACAAUGGAAAUCAUUUGGAUGUGACAUUGGUGUAGCACACCGGUGUGGUAGUUUGCUGUGUUUUACAGAAGAAGGAAUCGGCGAAUUCAACCUCGCUGAAGGUAAAGAAGAACAGAGUACAUUCCCUAAGUCACCUAGAAGUGGCGACGUGUACAACGUGUGUUCUGUGUCCUGUGGGAAAACAUCGCGAUGAUUGUUCAUUGAUUAAUCUCAAUGAGAGAGCUUGCGUCGUGCUCUGAGUGAAAAUGAAAUGAUUUCUCUGUGGCCGUAGACGUAUACUAGCUGUAUACAUUGUUAAGCUCCAAACAGACACGGUCUAACAAACAAACACUGUCUGAAUAUUCAAUAAUGAAUGAUAAUGCAGGAGAAGAACUGAGCGAGAGUGACAGUCACUGGCAGAGUGUUGGAGAUUUUGGGAUUAAAAAGUUUUCAGGUACCCUUGGUGAGAACAUUCUCGUUAUGGGAUGAAAAAUAAACUUGGCUAAAUUAGAUGAUAUUCAGUGGUCAAUACCAGAACUCACACUGUCUUGUAAGUUAAUUUGAUGUUAAUCUGCUAGAUCACGACGGCCACGUGAUGCACCUCCAGGUCACCAACACAGAUGGAGAAAUCCAGAUUCAGAUUAAAUCCACAACGAAAGGGAAAUUAUUAUUAUUGUGUUUUAGUAUAACACACUAAGACGGAAGCUUGCUGUAUUUUACAAAUGGUAAAAUUCAAUUUCGCUUAAUGCAUUGAGGAAGAUAAUACAUUCUCUACGCCUCUCAGACGUGAUCCAGUGUACAACGGAUCUGCAUCGUCAACACUUGAUUGGUUCCCAUAAGCACUAGAUGACCUUGUAUCCUGAGAUAAUCUUAGUACUAACAACAAACUUGAUUAGUACCCAUAAGCGUUAGAUGACCUUGUAUCCUGAGAUAAUCUUAGUACUAACAACAAACUUGAUUAGUGCCCAUAAGCGUUAGAUGACCUUGUAUCCUGAGAUAAUCUUAGUACUAACAACAAACUUGAUUAGUACCCAUAAGCGUUAGAUGACCUUGUAUCCUGAGAUAAUCUUAGUACUAACAACAAACUUGAUUAGUACCCAUAAGCGUUAGAUGACCUUGUAUCCUGAGAUAAUCUUAGUACUAACAACAACCCUGCUGUACGAACUGUGACGUGGAUUCAUUAGUGUUAACGUGACAGCUCGCCAUGUAUCUUGAGACGGUCCUAGCACUGCAAACAAAUGCACUCAACAUUUCAUAAGAGUUGUUCAUUAAUCUCAGUGUGAUAGUUCGCUUUGUCGUCUGAGACAAGCUUAGUACUAAACACAACUACUGAACAUACUGUGCGGAUUGUUCACUGAUAGUAGUGUCUGCGUGAGAGUACUACAGACGAAACUAAUGAGCACGCUGUAAGAACUGUUCAUUAUGGUCUGAGACAAGAUUAGCACUACAAACUUAAUUACUGAACUGUGUGGAUUAAUCACCGAUACUAGUAUUUGUGUGAGAGUACUACAAACAAACCCAACGAGCACGCUGUCAGAACUAUUUAUUAUUAUGUGUGCAGAGAGAAGUGGUGAAAGAAAAGUGUUUUUUUCCUAGGGAAAGAAAGAAAACAUUUUUUCCCCGUAGAUAAGCUUUGACGUCAUAAACAGUGUUUCACUAUAGUCUGUUGGUUGUGUGUAAGAAUAGCUUCAUUGGUGGAAGUCAUGUUAACAAGUAACUUAGUCUUCAGCUAAACAAACGCCAUAGCUAUGAUGCCACGCUGCCUCGUGUUGUUAAGUUGCAAACAUAUUUUCAACAACAGUAUCCUUCGAAAAUCUUCGAUGAAAUUAUAAAUAUCGAAAAUAAUAAUAGUAAUAUAUAGAAUACCCAACUCACUACUCGGCAAUACCAUUUAUCUUGCACGAGUGAAUUGGUUUAAAAAAUAUUUAUUUGCAGAUCAAAUUUGGGAUUGGCCAACAGGCAAGUGCAUUAUAGUGCACGAGUGAAUUGAUGAUAUCCUUCCCUCGCCAAAGGUUCGCUAAGGACAACAUCAGUUCUCUCGUGCAAGAUAAAUGGUAUUGGCCCGUAGCUUGUUGGGUAUUCUCUAAUUUUGAGACAACCUUAGUACUACAAACAAAACUGCUGAACAAACUGUGAUAAUUUAAUUAUUCAUUGUGUUGUUUUGGAGCUCACAAGGUGUUCGGACAGACAAGCUUAGUACUACAAACAAAAUUACUAGAGACACAAUAAGGAUAGUUCACUUUCUAAUGUUAAUAAUAAUCUUUGUAUCACCACAACAACUUCGCCAGUUUUCUCAAAAUUGAGUGAAAGGUUUAAUGCAUAUUCUGAUGUAUUGUAUCAAGACUUAAGUGCAGGUCCUGUCAUGUCUAUUGUAUGAUACUAUUAACCCCGACCCGGAGUUGGUCACUGGUGAAGUCAGAGAUCAAAUCCGGGAUAGGCGUGCCUGAACCUUAAGUGGACAGGGGCACGUAAAAAGAGUACCCAUACCCAUGAUGCUAUUGAGUCAACCCGUGCGUUCAGGCGCUUUUCCUGUGUAUGUUGUAUGACUUCAACCAGUUCUGGGUUUGAAUCAACCAAAAGAAACCCCAGUAAAUUCUAAUUUCAAAUCUAAAAAAAUUGUAAUAUAGUAUAACUCAGUUACGACUUCUUUAAGGUGUCUUGUUUCCACAGUGGCACGUGAAUAGAUUAUUGUAUAAAAUGUAUGCAAUUUCAAACCUUAGUUUGUGCGAAACUAUUGAUAUAUUUUGAAAUGCAAUGUGCCAGUAAGCAGUAAAAUAUGUUCUGCUUGUCUGUAGGUUUGCGAUGCACAAUAUCAACAGUAUUAUACACUUAUUGGUGUGUGUGGAAAGAUAAGGGCAAGGUGGGCCUAUAGAUAGGUUGUCAUACAGCGAUUUCAUUAAAAUCAAAAUCGGCCUCGGUGGUGUCGUGGUUAGACCAUUGAACAUAAGGCUGGUAGGCUCUGAGCUUGGUACAGCCACCCACCCAGAGCCAGUUUUAACGAUCACUGGGUAGGUGUAAGACCACUGCACCCUAUUCUCUCUCACUAACAACUAACCCACUGUCCUGGACAGACAGCCCAGAUAGCUGAGGUAUGUGCCCAGGACAGCGUGCUUGAACCUUAAUUGGAUAUAAGCACGAAAAUAAGUUGAAAUUAAUGAAUGAAAUAUUAUGAAAUAUAGUUACAAAAUAACCAUGAGAUUGCGUCUUAAAUAUUCGUUGUAAAUUGUCUACAUGAGUUGGUGCGAGGAUACUUGUUUGUCGUGCAGAGGUUCCUAGGAUCAAUCCCCUUGCGUGGACGAACCCAUGUGAGAUUUUACACGUACAGUCGGUCUUCCACAAUUAUCAAAGGAGAUCGUUAUAGAUUUUACAUGUUUGUAUCUAACAAUAUCAUUUACAAAUAAUCUGCACAAAACGACAUUUUAGUUUGGAGUGAUAGUAUUUUUUAUAUUCUUGCAUACUAUGUACAUUUAAUGUUUAAAAAGACAGUACACGUCUUAACAUGAUAACAAGCUGAAUUGUUUGCGGAAACAUAACACAAAAAUAUAUUACAAACAGUUCGAGAAACGUAAAAAUAAUGUUAAAUCAGAACUCAGUAAUGACGACUUUUAUAAUCAUUUUCUAAAUCUGGCUUUAAACGAAUCAACAAGUACCGGUGAAGUAGAUAACUUUUUAACGAGUUAUUAUAUCCUUUAUACUGAUGACGCAGUGGGUAGCAUAUUAGAUAGUGGCAUCGCCGAGAGUAAAAUAUCGAAUGCAUGUGGCUAUGAUGGUCUUUUAAACAAUUAGUUUAUUAAUUAUAUGAAUGUUUUAAUGCUAUGUUUGUUGAUAUUGUGUAAUACUCUUUUUAAAUCCGGUCGUUUCCCUCAUAGUUGGUCAGCUGGAUGUAUAGUGCCUGUUUAUAAAAAGGCAAAUCCCAACAACACGGAUAAUUAUAGAGGUAUUACUCUUGUUAGCUGUCUAGAUAAAUUGUUCACCAAUAUACUAAAUGAAAAAUUAUGUAAUUUUGACAUGGAAAAUAAUAUUAUCACUGACGCCCAAGUUGGUUUUAGAAAGCAGAUAUCCACUGUGGAUGCAAUUUUCGUUUUACAGUCCCUAAUAAAUACUGUGUGUAAGACACGAAAA